Hirsutella rhossiliensis is the source of this 1269-nucleotide messenger RNA. RefSeq names its product FAD binding domain-containing protein. Gene Ontology annotation, molecular function: FAD binding. Bases 1 to 1269 code for a protein of 422 amino acids. The record is from RefSeq and is a predicted model, not a curated record. The transcript has a single exon. Lineage: Eukaryota; Fungi; Ascomycota; Sordariomycetes; Hypocreales; Ophiocordycipitaceae.
AUGCCUCUCAAUAUCCUCAUCGUAGGCGCUGGCGUCUGCGGCCCGGCACUUGCCACCCUUCUGCAGCGCUCCAACCCCGGCCACAGCAUUACAGUCGUGGAGCGUUCCUCGUCUCUGCGGGUGGCUGGGCAGCAAAUCGAUCUGAAGGACCAGGGCGUCCAGGUUGUGCGCAAGAUGGGCCUUAUGGACACCUUCAAGUCAUACUGCGUCGAUGAAACUGGACUCGAGAUUUUGAAUCCGAACGGUAAGCCGACGGCUGUCUUUGGCAUCAACCCUUCGGGCCAGCGACGGCCGACUUUGACGGCCGAGUAUGAGAUUAUGCGUGGCGAUGUAUUGAAAGUGCUUUACGAGGCCAGUCUUGAACAGGACUCAAAGUUGAGACGAGGGCCAGGGAAGGCGGGAAGCUUGACGUACCAAUUCGACCAGACAAUCUCAAAGCUCACGCAGAGCGACGAUUGUGUGGAGGUCACUUUCUCGGAUGGGCAGAAGAGACGAUACGACCUCGUCGUCGGCGCAGAUGGGCAGGGAUCGCGGACCAGACGCCUCGCCUUCGGCCAGGACACCAGCGACGAGGCCUUCCAAUCACUCGGGGUCCAUGCCGCGUACUACAGCAUCCCGCGGAUCCCAGGCGAAGGGACGCUUGCCAGAGCAUACAUCGCUCCCGGACGUCGGCUGAUGAUUACCAGAACGAGCGGCCGCCCGGUGACGCAGGUGCUGCUCUUCACCAUGAAGGACACGGAAAGAAUGAAGACUUCAUACAGCGGCCCGGUGGACGAGCAAAAGGCGGCAUUUGCCGAGGCAUUUGCAGACGCCGGGUGGCAGGCCGACCGAUUUCUCAGCGGCUUGAAAGCCUGCAACGACUUUUACGCGCACGAGGUGGGCCAGAUCAAGAUGAAGCAGCUGUACAGCGGCCGGGUCGUGCUCCUCGGCGACGCCGGCUACUGCCCGAGCCCCUUUACGGGAAUGGGGACCACCGGCUGCCUCAUCGGCGCCUACGUGCUCGCGGGGGAGUUGGCGAGACAGGGCGACGACGUGGCAAUGGCGCUCAAGGCGUACGAUGAGAUCAUGCGGCCUCCCAUUGCGGAGUGCCAGAAGAUGCCUGGCGCGGCGCUGGGCGCCUUCUUUCCGUCCUCGCAGCUUGGUGCUUGGGUUGUUCGCAACGCGCUUUGGGCCAUGUCCUGGAUGGAUCAAGUUACCUUGCGGUUGAUGUCUCAAGAAAAGCAUGGAUGGAGACUUCCAGAGUACCCCGAGUUGAAUCUAGUAUCGUGA